GCGAAUUCUAUCCGUCCACCUAUACCUAUCUUUCUAUUCUUCAUUAUUAGCCAAAUAAAAAAUUUUAAUUAAAGAAACGGGGAAUUUUUGGUGUUUUUGCAAUCUUAAUCCAGGCCAGUAUAGAAAUCUACUAGAAGGCAAGUCAAAGCAUACUAAUGGUUGGGCAAGAUUGCUUGGUCUGGAUAAUUUCACUUUGAACUGAUAGCUUCUUUGGGCAGCAGCAGCAGAGGCAGCUCCAUUUCUCUCAAACACUAAAACAGAGAGGUAGGGAGAAAUGCAGAUUCUUUCUGCUGUGUCUGGUGGCAGUCUCCAACUCCAAGUAAAGGUUAAUGCAAAUCAAGCUCCCUUGAAGCUGAACCAGAUCGAACAAGUACAAAAAAUACAUUUCAAGAACUUGGCUCCACCUCUAGUUGCUGCACUCGUAGCCUUAUCUCCCAUCUGCAACACCUCAGCUCUUGCACAAACAGUAGAUAUACAGAGAGGAGCCACAUUGUUUGGACAGGCUUGUAUCGGGUGUCAUGAUGGAGGUGGAAACAUAAUUCAACCGGGGGCAACACUCUUUACAAAGGACCUACAAAGAAAUGGAGUUGACACUGAAGAAGCCAUAUACCGUGUUACAUACUUUGGCAAAGGAAGAAUGCCUGGGUUUGGUGAGAGCUGCACUCCGAGGGGACAAUGCACGUUUGGGCCACGUCUGAAGGAAGAUGAAAUCAGGCUCCUGGCCGAGUUUGUGAAGUUACAGGCUGAUCAAGGGUGGCCGAAUAAAUCAAGUAAUGAGGAUUGAUUUCCGGCUUAAAAAUAGAACCAAAAAAAAAAAGGCAAUUAAUAAGGUUGUUGCUUCAUGUUUAACUCUAACCAUUGAAAGAAAUUUAAAAUGCUAAGAAUAACUUUCCUUGAGUUUUUGUAACGAAUACAUUGAUUUACAAGAUAGAUUAAUUAGAAUCAUCCAGUUAAAGAAUUGACAAAGGAGAUUCCACCCAAG
Messenger RNA from Durio zibethinus, 982 nucleotides. It is a transcript of the gene CYTC6A, whose product is annotated as Cytochrome c. Lineage: Eukaryota; Viridiplantae; Streptophyta; Magnoliopsida; Malvales; Malvaceae. The record is from RefSeq and is a predicted model, not a curated record. Gene Ontology annotation, molecular function: iron ion binding; electron transfer activity; heme binding.